CCAAAACUGCAUCUUUUUGUUCUUCUCUCCUACCGUUGGACAUCAAGUUCGAAGAUGUCUGCUGCGAUCUUUAUUGCUCCGGUUGGUGCAUCCGGUUAUGCUGGCUUGAAAGCCAACCCUCGGAAGCUUUUUCCGGUGAAUGAUUCUAUUGGAUGGGCCAAGAAAACGGUCUCCAAUGGAUCAAGAACUCUCUGCAUGAAGGUGUGGAAUCCAAUCAACAACAAGAAGUUUGAGACCCUCUCGUACCUACCACCACUCUCUGAUGAUUCUAUUGCCAAGGAGAUUGACUACAUGCUCAAGAAGGGAUGGAUCCCUUGCCUCGAAUUCGAUGAGGUUGGGUAUGUUUACAGGGAGAAUAGCCAGAUGCCAGGGUAUUAUGAUGGGAGAUACUGGACAUUGUGGAAGCUGCCCAUGUUUGGUUGUACUGAUCCGUCGCUAGUUCUCAAUGAAAUCCAGCAGUGCAAAACAGAAUACCCGAAUGCUUAUAUUCGCUGCAUGGCAUUCGACAACGUCAACCAGGGUCAGUGCAUGGCCUUUAUCAUUCAGAAGCCAACAGCUACCGCCGCCGCCGCCGCCACCACCACCACCACCGCCGAUGCUUAAUGGCAAGAUUCGUCUAUAGAAGUUUGGAGAAAAUCGACUUUUCAUCUUCACAUCGUUGGUGUUUUCCUCUGUAAUUUCUGUGGUAUGUAUGCAUAAGGAAGGUUAUGGUUUAUGCUGCUCCCUGUUUUGGGAAGAUAAUUAGUAACUGAGUUAAAAUAAACACCUUUUCUUA
Molecule: messenger RNA, 775 nt
Organism: Pyrus x bretschneideri (Chinese white pear)
Lineage: Eukaryota; Viridiplantae; Streptophyta; Magnoliopsida; Rosales; Rosaceae
Product: ribulose bisphosphate carboxylase small subunit, chloroplastic 3
Exons: 3
Coding region: 55-603 (182 amino acids)
Source: RefSeq, a predicted model, not a curated record